GAACGGGGAGGCUUGGGAGAGUGACUUGGGUUGGUCGGAGUUGCAUGCAGGACCGGGUUUCCAGAGCACCCCCCUCCUGGGACAGACACGCGAGAUGCCACCCUCGCCAAGGAAAUCUAUCAAGGAGCGCGAGCUGUUCUCCCUGACCUCAUCUCUACCAUGUUGCUCGUGGCUGAAGGUAGUUCUGUGCAGCCACAUGCGUAAUCUAUGGAUGGUGCUCAUGGCCCUCACUGUGCUCUGUGUGGCCAUCCAGAUCCUAGGAGUCGUCUGGCAAUCCAGGAAUGAUAAGAUGUUAAGCGAGAAGCUCCUGAAUGUGCAGUUCACCAUCAAGAUCCAGAGAACGCUCCCGACGGAGCAGAGGGACUGGGUACGCUUGCGCUCUUCACACGCCCCUGUUGUAGAAGAGGAAAUGAGGUCACAGGAGGAAGGAGCUCUUAAACAACGGGCCAAAGGAAAGCAGAAGGUAGCAGAACAUCAACAUGGCAGAGAUGAGCCAGGGGUGGAGAGGCGUGUCCAGGAGCAUCACCAACAUCUAAAGCUCUCAUACACUGUCAAUAAGGUCAAAGACUCUAGGAAAGAGGCCAGGGGUAAAGUUUCAGCAGUAAAGGCAGCCCUGCCCAAAGGCACAAUGGGUGAUGAUGAGUUGCAUUUGGGGGUUCCUGGGUCUGUAGUUCUCCAGCUGGGCCACCCAUCUAUCAAAGUGGUAUCCACCUUACCUUACAAACCUCCCGAACUCCUCUCAAUCAAUCAGCUGAAGAGUAGAAAGAACCCUGCCCCUUUAGGCACCAACUCUGUAGUUGCCGGGGUGAUAAACGAGGUGAAAUCUGAGGUAGCCAGCGCCACCUGUUGGCCGAAGAACCACAUUGUCUUUCUCAAGACGCACAAAACGGCCAGCAGCACCAUCCUGAACAUCUUAUAUCGCUAUGGCGACAGCCGCAAUCUGACCUUCGCCCUUCCACUGAACAAGCACAGCCAGCUGUUCUAUCCCUUCUUCUUCGCCUCACACUUUGUAGAGGGAGUGAGGAGCCGCAGUGUCAAAGAGUUCAACAUCAUGUGCAACCACAUGAGGUUCAGACCACCAGAGGUGAGGAAAGUGAUGCCCCAGGACACGUUCUACUUCUCCAUCCUGAAGAACCCCGUUGCCAUGAUGGAGUCAAUCUUCAUCUACUACAAGAGCAUCCCCGCCUUCCACAAGGCCCGCAGCCUGGACGACUUCCUUGACAAUGGUUGGCGUGGUUACAACACCUCCCUGCCCAACAACCAUUAUGCCCGUAACAUCCUGACCUUUGACUUUGGCUUCGACAACAACGUCGCAACAGAGACACCCGGAGACCUAGAGACGCGGGGCGCCAAAGCCAUUGGCGCCAUUGAGCAGGACUUCCACCUCAUCCUCAUCUCAGAGUACUUUGACGAGUCCAUGAUCCUGCUCAAGCGUGCCCUCUGCUGGUCUCUGGACGAUGUCGUCUCCUUUAAGUUGAACAGCCGAAGCGAGCGCACACGGCACAUGCUCUCCCCGCACACCGCCGACAAGAUCAGAGCCUGGAAUGCCCUUGACUGGCAGCUCUACCUGCACUUUAACAUCACCUUUUGGCGACGCGUGGACGCUACUGUGGGGCGUGAGGAGAUGAGACGGGAGGUGACUCGGCUGCAGGAGCGACGUGCCGAACUAGCCAAAACCUGCCUGAAGGAUGGUGGUGCAGUGGACCCGUCGCAGGUGAAGGAUGCCGGGCUGAAGCCCUUCCAGUACGGGGCGGCCAUCAUCCAGGGCUACAACCUGAACCCUGGGCUGGUCGGGCCUACCAAAACACACUGUCAGAACCUGGUCACUCCAGAGCUGCAGUACACAGACACUCUCUACACCAAGCAGUUCCCUGAGCUUGCCGCCAGGCAGAGACAGGCUGCCAAACUGGUCGCCUCACAGCGUCAGCCUAGUUCAGUUAAGGUCAACCCGAACAAAGCAGCCAUGACAGGGCCGGUGAGGGUGAGAGAGGCCAGACACAGUAGGACAGCCAGGAGUGGACAUAGAAACCCUCAUGCUCAGAAACAAAAUGACCUCCCCUCAAGUGCCCUGUCUAAAAUCACUGCAGCUAGAAGUGACAGAAACAUGCCUUAAGGGGGGGCUCUUUCAACACAGACUGGGGACUAGUGGGAAGAUCCACAGGAGCUCAUUGCUGCUGCGUACUGGGGUCUUUUUAAGCUGAACAGCCAAUGGCUAUGUUUUGUCUAUACAGUGAGGACCUUUCGCUGCACAUUAUGUUCACUCUGGCUGGCUGCAGUGCACAGGGCCAGUUGGCUGACUUUGGCGGCACUAGGAUAAGCUCUAGUGUUUCUGACAAACGAUGCUGGACCUGUGUGGGUGGAGGGGAUGGAGUUGGGGACGAGAGAAGGAAGAGUAGGAAAGAGAAGGAGAGUGCACCUGCGGUGACUGUCCUGCCUUGACUGGUUGGACUGGAAGUAGCCUUUUGUGGCACACAUCUCCUAAACCCUCUCAUCUAAUAUUUCCCGUUGAUCUUGUUACACCCUGAGGUUUAAAAUUUGAACCCUUGGGGUGUACAGUCGUAGUCAAAAGUUUUGAGAAUGACACAAAUAUUAAUUUUCACAAAGUCUGCUGCCUCAGUUUGUAUGAUGGCAAUUUGCAUAUACUCCAGAAUAUUAUGAAGAGUGAUCAGAUUAAUUGCAAUUAAUUGCAAAGUCUCUCUUUGCCAUGCACAUGAAUUGAAUUCCCCCAAAAACAUGUCCACUGCAUUUCAGCCCUGCCACAAAAGGACCAACUGACAUCAUGCCAGUAAUUCUCUCGUUAACACAAGAGUGAGUGUUGAUGAGGACAAGGCUGGAGAU
This is a messenger RNA of Oncorhynchus gorbuscha (pink salmon), 2838 nucleotides long. RefSeq names its product galactose-3-O-sulfotransferase 2-like. The coding region runs from base 95 to 2113 and encodes 672 amino acids. Gene Ontology annotation, biological process: glycolipid biosynthetic process. The record is from RefSeq and is a predicted model, not a curated record. The transcript has 4 exons. Gene Ontology annotation, cellular component: membrane. Gene Ontology annotation, molecular function: galactosylceramide sulfotransferase activity. Lineage: Eukaryota; Metazoa; Chordata; Actinopteri; Salmoniformes; Salmonidae.